Messenger RNA from Coccomyxa subellipsoidea C-169, 1056 nucleotides. RefSeq lists its product as hypothetical. Bases 1 to 1056 code for a protein of 351 amino acids. Gene Ontology annotation, molecular function: alpha-1,2-mannosyltransferase activity. Gene Ontology annotation, cellular component: Golgi apparatus. Gene Ontology annotation, biological process: mannan biosynthetic process. The transcript is spliced from 8 exons. The record is from RefSeq and is a predicted model, not a curated record. NCBI's taxonomy places the organism in Eukaryota, Viridiplantae, Chlorophyta, Trebouxiophyceae, Coccomyxaceae.
AUGCACUGGCCCGGGGAUUUCACGGGGGUGCGGUGUGUGGACGCGGGCGCGUUCAACUGGUACCCGGGGCACCACCGGCCAGUGAAGCUGGGGCAUGACGACUCGGAGGGCGCCAAGGGAGCCAUGGCCGACCACGAGGGCCACAAGGACCACAAGGGCUUCCAGUUCAAAGUCUUCUCCCUCUGCUACGUCACCUCCUUCGACGAGGUGCUGAUGCUGGACUCUGACAACCUGCCGCUGCGCAACCCAGAGUACCUCUUUGAGUCGCGCGAGUACCUGGACAGCGGCUCGCUCUUCUUCAGUGACUGGUGGGACAUCCUGGAGUGGGUCAAGCCCGAGGCCUACACCGCCUUUGGCCUCCAGUUCCCUGGCUACACCGGCGCCACGCUCGCCGCAGAGUCCGGCCAGCUGCUGCUCAACAGGAACAUGCAUGCGGACGUGCUGGAGUGGCUGUGGUUCCUGAACUCGCACGCGGACACCAUCUACAAGCUCAUGUAUGGUGACAAGGACACCUUCUCCCUCGCCUUCCACCUGGCCGGCAAGGCAGCGCAGUAUCACCAGGUGCCCAUUCCGCCCAGCUGCCCCUUGGACGCGUCAGCACAGAAUGCGGAGCCGAUCCGGUAUCUGCAUGCGGGCAUGGUGCAGCAUGACCCCAGCGGCCUCCCAGCAUUCCUGCACCGCACAGCCGAGGGCAAGGUCUACCCCUUCAACCACGGCUACAGAAAGGCGCGGCCCUUCCCUUUUGCAGUUCUCCGGGCUGACUUUCUGACGGUGCCGCUGAGCUCGAGGCGGGCGUCGGGCGUGCUGGGAAGCGACUUCAAGAAGAUGGGCCUCAAGACUGAGCAGAUCGACCACACCACCUACAGCGAGUGCCCCGUCCCUGACCCGCGGACAUUCCAUUUGGAGUGUGGGGUUUCUCUGAGGAGUGGCACAUAUCCGGUGCCGGUCAUUCCAGUGCAGGACAUCCCAGAGUUGGCCCGAGUACUGAAUGCCAGCUAUGCAAUCCACGAUGCUCUCCAGCACGCCUUCCACACCACCUUUGUGCUGGGCCAUUGA